AUGUACGCCGCCAGCUGGUACCCGAAAUCGGUCGAUUACAACGUGCCGUCGGCCACUUGCCUCCUGAGGAUCAAGCGGGACAUCCAGGAGAUCAAGGCCGACCCGUUGCCCGGAAUCUACGUCUCGCCCGAGGACAACGACCUGAGCAAGCUGCACGCCAUCGUGGUGGGGCCUUCGGGAACGCCCUACGAAGGCGGCUUCUUCCACUUCUUCCUGAAGUGCCCGUCAGGCUACCCGAUGCAGCCGCCUUACGUGCGCCUGGUGAACACGGACGACGGUAGCGUGCGGUUCAACCCGAACUUCUACGCUUUUGGAGAGCUGUGCCUUGACAUUCUGGGCACUUGGUCGGGUUCCGCCUGGAGUCCGGUGCAUACCAUAGGCACCGUGCUGCUCUCUAUCCAGUCGCUACUUAACAAGGAACCGUACUACAACCUCUCCGGACAAACAAGGGGCAUAUUCUUCGACGGCUGCAAAAGCUACAAUGAGAGGUUGCGACACGAAACCAUCAGGGUCGCCGUCUGCGACGCCGUAGAGGCCUGUCUGCACGACGAUCCUCCGUGUCCGCCGGAUCUUGUGGCGGCCGUCUUGAAGGCAUUCGCCGAGUACUACGACAAGUACGAGAAAAAUGUCGCAGAGCGGCUCUACCUUACCGGGACCAAGAUGUCCGGGGGCGAGCUGGGUCCGAAUGUGAAUGACGCCACCUUUCAGUACGAGACACUGCUGACGCGGCUCCAGGAACUGAAAGAACACGUCAGGAAGAAGCUCCAGGAUGAAGCGAAUGCGCGAUUGGGUAACCCUAACGCUGAUUCCAAUAAUGGACAGUGA
This is a messenger RNA of Rhipicephalus microplus (southern cattle tick), 825 nucleotides long. Its product is annotated as ubiquitin-conjugating enzyme E2 Z. NCBI's taxonomy places the organism in Eukaryota, Metazoa, Arthropoda, Arachnida, Ixodida, Ixodidae. Gene Ontology annotation, cellular component: nucleus. Gene Ontology annotation, biological process: negative regulation of apoptotic process. Gene Ontology annotation, molecular function: cysteine-type endopeptidase inhibitor activity. The record is from RefSeq and is a predicted model, not a curated record.